This is a messenger RNA of Tachysurus vachellii, 4576 nucleotides long. RefSeq names its product solute carrier family 2 member 12 (gene slc2a12). The transcript has 6 exons. Bases 313 to 2139 code for a protein of 608 amino acids. NCBI's taxonomy places the organism in Eukaryota, Metazoa, Chordata, Actinopteri, Siluriformes, Bagridae. Gene Ontology annotation, biological process: transmembrane transport. Gene Ontology annotation, cellular component: membrane. The record is from RefSeq and is a predicted model, not a curated record. Gene Ontology annotation, molecular function: transmembrane transporter activity.
AAGAAAUAACGGUUGAGAUGUGGUUGGUCGUCAUGGUUACCGAUAAGCCUGCGUACUAGCGUACUAAAGAGUGUCCUGGGACGGUCAUGGUGAAGUAGAGGAAACGCUUUGGUACGCGUUUAACUCUUUAGUAAGCUAGUGUGGGGACUGUGGACGUAGCCGUUAGGACUGUGUGCCGACAUUAAGGCUGGUAUAUAAGUGCAGGGGAAAAAGAAAAGCUCCCAUUACGGCUAUGCUAUCAGAAGCAUUUAAGGGGGAAAGGAUCCCGGACGACCUUAAAGGUUAACAGCUGCACUACCCUGGUGGGAGAGCAUGGACCCUCCGGCUGAGACGGACCGUACGACUCCUGACCUGCUGAACCGAACGGACCUGCGUGCUCAGGAUGUGCACACACCCGCUGAGAAAGCUGCACCUGCACACACAGGUUGUGGAGCAGGACUGGUGUUGUGCGCCGUGUCCGUGGCCUCCCUCAGUGGUCUCAUGCUGGGCUAUGAGAUGGGUCUGAUCUCUGGAGUGCUGCUCCAGCUCAGGGAGGUACUGUCUCUCUCGUGCCCACAGCAGGAACAAGCUGUGGGUGCCUUGUUGCUUGGGGCGUUCUUGCUCUCUGUGGCAGGCGGAACUAUUGUGGACCGUUACGGACGGCGUUUCUCCAUCAUCCUCACGGCGGCGCUGUGCGCAUGUGGAACGCUGCUGAGCGUCUGCGCUCCCUCUUACUGGACGCUGGUGGUGGGCCGCGUGUUGGUGGGAAUGGCUGUGGCACUCUCCGGCACGGCGGCAUGUCUGUACAUAGCGGAGGUUGCACCUGCUGCAUGGCGCGGGAGGUGCGUGUGUGUAUACGAGCUGAUGGUGGUCCUGGGUGUGCUGCUGGGAUUCGGGCUGAGUUGGGCAUUUGCAGGAGUGGAGGAUGGUUGGAGGUUCACUUUGAGUGGAGUUCUGCUGCCUGCAUUCCUGCAGAUGGCCAUCAUGCCUGUGUUGCCCCAAAGCCCACGCUUUCUCCUGACCAGGCACAGGCAGAAGGAGGCACAGAAAACUCUCUCCCGUUUACGAGGGACCGUCUCAGACGCAGUGGAGGAAGAGCUAAAGGUCAUCAUGGCAGCUCUGGGUGCGGAGCAUCAGAAGGGCUUUUUGGAUCUAUUCCGCUCUCAGGACAACAUGCGUAGGAGGAUGUUUGUUGGAAUGGCGCUGGUGUUUCUUCAGCAGGCUACAGGACAGCCUAACCUCCUGGCCUACGCCUCCACAGUGCUGCGCGGAGUUGGAUUCCACAGUAACGAGGCUGCUACACUUGCCUCCACCGGCCUCGGGGUGGUUAAACUAGUCGGUACUGUACCAGCGAUUUUACUGGUGGACCGAGUCGGGCCCAAAGCUUUUCUUUGCGUAGGCGCUGUUGUCAUGACUCUGUCAACAGCAGCAUUGGGAGGCAUAACACUACACAGUCAAACACAAGUGGCCAGCCUGUGCCAGAGCCCAGGCCAGCUAAACCACACCGCAGUCUGGAGGGGACAUGAUCUUAGCAUUAGGACAAACACACAUCAUGCUGAUUUUUUGUUUGAACAGAAUAAGACUCACCUUCAAAUAAACCCCUUUAAACACACUCAGGUGCCCUGGAUUUUAAAGAACAGAACAGCAGUAACAAACUCUGUGACACCGCCAGAGGAUUCUUGGAAAGAGAGAUCUGAGAUUUCAUUAGAAUCCAUGUCAGAGAGUGAGGUGUCUUCUUCCCUGAAAUGGAUCUCUCUGGUCAGUCUGCUUAUCUAUGUGGCAGCUUUCUCCUUCAGCCUGGGACCAAUGGUCUACGUGGUUUUGAGCGAGAUUUUUCCCACCGGGAUCCGAGGAAAAGCCGUGUCUGUGGUGUCUGCCUUCAACUGGGUCAUGAACCUGUUCAUAUCAAUGACCUUCCUCACGCUCACAGAAAAGGUCGGCCUCCCCAGCGUGAUCUUCUCGUACACUGCUAUGAGCUUCGUGCUGCUGAUUUUCGUGAUCGUGUUCGUCCCGGAGACGAAGGGCAGAUCGCUGGAGCAGAUCUCCAAAGAGCUCGCCAUGAAGAACCAUCUCGACAGCACCAAGUUGUGCCACCCGUGGCGAAAGAAGCCCAAGAGCCGCGAGCUGUCACAGGAAGAGAGAUCCCUCGCAGCAGUCUGAUCUCAACAAGGACGAAGUAUGGAGAAGAAGAAGAAGAAGAGAUGGUGAAUCAGUUAUGAAAGAGAAAGAUGGAUACAGGAACCUAAUCAACAGGAACUAGGUGAGAGAUCGGUGACCAGGCGGAGCCUAACCUGAUACGACGUGAUGCUCGGUGAAAUGGCUGAUGAUCUGCGAGGAGCACACGCAAGACUCGCACCGAACCUCAAGUGCUUUAUUAUUUUUAUCUGUCUUAAUCCUUUUCUAGGUAUGUGAUUUGAGAACAUGACUUGUUUUUAAUGGUCAUGGCCAUCUGUAAUGUGAAAAAAGAUCGGAAUCGAUCCCUACGUUCGUCUCAUAAAGUUUUUAAACGAGUAUUUUAUAUGUGCGGAUGUUUUCUGCUCUUGUGUAUUGUUACACAUCAUCAACACGUCAGGGAUUCUUCCUACCGCAGGUCGGAACAUCCUCCAAGAAAAGCACUUUCGGACGUCCUUCAGCGGUCGGAAGACGAAUAAGAUGUAAAAUAAAUAAAUAAAUAAAUAAAUAAAAAUCGACAGCAACGCAGGUCCUGUAGGGAACAGAAAAAAAAAAUGGACCUUAACUUAUUUGUCGUGAAACCUCUGACAGCUUUACGCAAUGGCUGAACUUUCCGUUAAUGUUCUGUUUGUUUAUUCGUUACCGUGGUUACAUUAGUUAUUAACAAAUAUGUUCUUUUAUAUUACGGUAGGCUUUCGUUUAAAAAUAAAAACAUCUCCAACGUUCUAGUGUUUCUCAGGAUACCACAGCAGUGUUCUCCAAUAUGAUUGGUCAUAAAGUGUUGAUAUCAAGUCUAGCGUUUCUAUGGUAACAGCUCCUUGACAGGGGCAUGUAAAGCUGGUGCUCCUGAUAAACAGGUAUAAAAUAGUGCCUUUUUUUUUUUUUGUGUGCGUGUGGGACGUUUAGUAUUAAUGGAAGGAGUCUCCAGCGUCGGCGCUCAGUAGCAGUAAGGACAAGUCGGAUGUUUUGGUGAGGAAACAAACCGUUAGAACAUAAGAGCUACAGGAACUGACUUCGCAGUCGUUUCACAGCAGUCAAUCAAUCAUCAAUAAGUAACAUGGCUGUGGUAGGAGAUGAAGUAAACACUUUGAGACAUUGUACAGGAACUUCACAACAGUGCCUUUGAGUAUUUUUCUCUAACCGCACACACUGUGGUGUUUUAUUCCUUACUUAUCAGAUACAGCCAGAGAAAUAUAUUUGGAUAUAAAAAAUCUACACACCCAUUUUUUUUUUUAUUUAUUUAUUUUUUUUGUUAGUUUUUUUAAUUAAAAUGUGUUUGUAUUGCACUUGAAAUUUUAAGGAUGCUAGAUCACCUUCUUCUUCUACGUUCGGCUUUCCUGUUAGGAAAAUUACCUGGCAGCUUCAUCUCCAACAUCCUUCUACCAUUAUAACCAUCUCCCUCCUCUGUACAUGUCCAAACCAUCUCAAUCUGUCCUCUCUGACCUUGUCCCCUAAACAGACAACCUGAGCUGUCCCCCUGAUGUGCUCGUCCCUAAUCCUGUCCAUCCUCGUCACUCCUAAAGAGAACCUCAACAUCCUCAUCUCUGCUACCUCCAUCUCUGCCUCAUGUCUUUUCCUCACUACUACAGUCUCUAACCCAUACAGCAGAGCUGCUCUAACUACUGUCUUCUCCACCGUUCCUUUUAUUCUUGCUGUCACACUACUGUCACACACAACACUCCUGACACUUUUCUCCAUCCACUCCAACCUGCCUGCACCCGUUUCUUCACCUCUUUUCCACACGCCCCGUCACGCUGGACGAUCGACCACUAAUACUUAAACUCCUGCACCUUCUUGACCUCAGCACCCUGUAACCUCACUGUUCUACUUCCCUCCCUCUUGUUCAUACACGUGUUCUGUCUUACAACUGACUUUCAUUCCUCUUCUUUACAAAACCGACGACUCACGUGUUUAAAUUUGGUACGUUUCACGUCGGAUGCCGUUCCAGGCGCAGCCCUCUAUAUGUAUUUAUCCAGGCUUGGGACCGGUACAGAAAUCAAUGGCUUGCAACCCCUGUGGCUAGAUUCGGAUGCUAGAUCAUAUUAAAGGUGGGAAAAAAAUCUGAUUUCGCUUUUCUUUUUCUUCCACAAAAGCCUACAACAUUAAUAAAAUAGUCGUGUAUAUUUUUUAUAUCCAGCGUGUUUUGAUGUUACGUUAUAAAUCCGUGUAAAACGUGCAGAUUUCUAAAAUAAUGUUAACAACAGAAGAAUGUAACCUUAAGAUAAUAAGUAAAUGUUUAAUUAUAAUGUUAUACCGAGUCAACCAUAUUUAAGAAAUGUUCACUUUCUAGAGUACGUGAGAGAUGAGUGGAGAUGUUAUGCUAGCUGUGCCACUACUGUAUUUACACUGCACUUUGGAUUCAAGUGCACACUACCUGAUGCCAUGAUUUGGAUUGAACUGUGAAAAUAAAGCAGUCUAACACCGU